GCGAGCGUCUGUCUGUCUUUCGCAGGCGUGAAUUCGGAACUUCCUGGUCAGGGAUUCAGCAGCUCUGCUCCUUAGGAAAUCAUUCCUAUCUAUCGACAGCACCAGAGACCAUGUCUUCUGGAAAUGACUGUCCACAGACUGUCACCAAACCAGCGCUGAGUGAGAAAGAAGCAGCUGAGUUGGUUGACAGGGUGUUUGGAUUAAAUGUGUCUUGGCUGAGGCCGCUCCCCAGCUACGACGAUCAGAACUUCCACGUGCGUGUCUCGGGAAACGGCACCGGGGCUGAAGGUGCCCAUGAGUAUGUCCUCAAAAUCACCAACUCGGCUGACAGCCAGGAGCCUGAGCUCAUCCAAGUGCAGACCCAGGCCAUGAUGUUUCUCAGUGCUGAAGGCUUUCCUUCAGCUACUCCUUAUCUCACAAAAGAUGGUUCCAUAAUGUCUCUGGUGUCGAGAGAUCCUGGGAACCAGAAGCACAUGGUCAGACUGCUGAGCUACCUGCCAGGAACGCCGGUAGCCAGAAUUGCCACCAGUGCCCAGCUCCUGUAUGAGAUCGGUAAACUGGCUGCCAGCCUGGACAAAGCGCUCGCAGAGAAAUUCCAUCAUCCAUCAGUAAAAAGUCUGCAUCGAGGUCAGUUCAUUUGGAACCUGGCAAAUGUUCCUCUUCUAGAGCAGUACAUUUAUGCCUUGGGCCAGAACAAAUACCGUGCAGUUGUGGAACAAGUUAUUGAGCAGUUUAAAGGGAAAGUGAUACCCAAGCUAAGCAGUUUUCGAGCCUGUAUCAAUCAUGGAGAUCUUAAUGACCACAACAUCCUAGUAGACUGCAGUUCUGCUUCCCUGGAGAACCCCCAGUACAGAGUGUCGGGCAUCCUGGACUUCAGCGACAUGAGCUAUGGGUAUUACGUGUUUGAGGUCGCCAUAGCCAUCAUGUACAUGAUGAUCGAGAGCCCAGACCCUCUGGGCGUUGGGGGGCAUGUUCUGGCGGGGUUCGAGAGCGUGGUGCCGCUCACGGCUGAGGAGAGAGGGGCCCUGUUCCUCCUGGUGAGCGGCAGGUUCGCGCAGUCGCUCGUCAUCGCCGCCCACCGGCUGCUCUACCCGGAGAACAAGGAGUACGUCAUGAUCACGGCCAAAACCGGCUGGAAACACUUAAUGACAAUGUUUGAGCUGGGCCAGGAAGCGGUGGAGAAGAAAUGGUUUGAGACUGCCCAGGCGUACACGCACCGCACACCUGCCCCGCUGGUCGGUGGCUGUUGAGGUGUCACUGGCAGUGACACUGGACCAAAUAAAGGCAAUAAAGUGGGCGCUGCCUGGACUGGAUGGGACUUGUUUGCAGGCAGGGGUGGGAACUGGGCUUGGUCUGCCUUCCCCAGGGGCUGUGGCCAUUUCUCGCCCUCACAGCAAAGUGUGCCCGUUACUGACCCUCGGGGCACAGCUGUGGCUGUUAUUGGCAGGAGUGUGGCUGUCACUGACCGUCAGGGCGGGGGUAUGGCCGUUCCUGACCCUCAGGGCACAGGCCCGGUGCCGGUUCCUGUGCCCGUUCCACUUCACGUCCCUGUGUUCCCUCGUAGGCCCGCUGCCCGCGGCGCGUCCCCGGCACGAUGUCUCGAAGAUAUGACUCCAGAACUACCAUAUUUUCUCCUGAAGGUCGCCUGUACCAGGUGGAAUAUGCGAUGGAAGCCAUUGGACAUGCGGGCACUUGCCUGGGAAUUCUGGCAAACGAUGGAGUCCUGCUGGCAGCAGAGAGACGCAACAUCCACAAGCUGCUCGAUGAAGUGUUUUUCUCAGAGAAAAUAUACAAACUUAAUGAGGACAUGGCUUGCAGCGUUGCAGGAAUUACUUCAGAUGCCAAUGUUCUCACCAACGAGCUGCGGCUGAUUGCUCAGAGGUAUUUGUUACAAUAUCAAGAGCCCAUUCCUUGUGAGCAACUAGUAACAGCACUGUGUGAUAUCAAGCAGGCUUACACACAGUUUGGAGGAAACGUCCUUUUGUGUGUCAUUGCUCUAUAUUGGCUGGGGAUAAGCAUUAUGGAUUUCAGCUGUAUCAAAGUGAUCCUAGUUGGAAAGUUGGAGGCUGGAAGCUACGUGCAUUGGGAAUAACAGUGCCGCAGCUGUGUCAAUGCUAAAGCAGGACUACAAAGAAGGAGAAAUGACCCUAAAGACUGCACUGGCAGUGGCCAUCAAGGUCCUGAACAAAACCAUGGAUGUUAGCAAGCUCUCUGCAGAGAAAGUUGAAAUUGCAACACUGACAAGAGAGAACGGAAAGACAGUGAUAAGGGUUCUGAAGCAAAAGGAGGUGGAACAAUUGAUUAAACAACAUGAGGAGGAGGAAGCGAAAGCUGAACGUGAAAAGAAGGAAAAGGAACAAAAAGAGAAGGAUAAUAGAGUAUGAAAUCAAGUGUUCUCUAGAUAUAAAGGACCUGCUUCAGUAAAAGAUAAGCUGGAUUUCUUGUCUGGUAGAAUGCCUACAACUACGCCAUGGAGGACCAGGAAUUACUUUUGAUGAACCAGGUCCUUAAUCAUCAUUUAGAUAAUUAGUUUACUGCUCCUUACAUUGACCAAUAAUUGCUUUAAUUCUUGAACACACUAUUUCUUUCAUCUUCUAUUUUUAUUAUGGAUAAAAUUUAAGAAGAAUA
Chiroxiphia lanceolata (lance-tailed manakin) is the source of this 2628-nucleotide messenger RNA. RefSeq names its product hydroxylysine kinase (gene HYKK). Gene Ontology annotation, molecular function: amino acid kinase activity. The record is from RefSeq and is a predicted model, not a curated record. Lineage: Eukaryota; Metazoa; Chordata; Aves; Passeriformes; Pipridae.